Messenger RNA from Mobula hypostoma (lesser devil ray), 2059 nucleotides. RefSeq names its product actin-3-like. NCBI's taxonomy places the organism in Eukaryota, Metazoa, Chordata, Chondrichthyes, Myliobatiformes, Myliobatidae. The coding region runs from base 266 to 1504 and encodes 412 amino acids. The transcript has a single exon. The record is from RefSeq and is a predicted model, not a curated record.
UCUGGCACAAAUUUGUACAUGAGCAGAGGUUUGAGGAGGACAGAUUUGUAGUGAGGGGGAUCACAGACGUCAUCGGACAUUGAGUCGUCACUGAAAGAGCAGGUUGUGGAUAAGAUGACCCGGCAAUGGCAUGUGGCCCGUCUCCUUGGAGACACCGGUCAAACCCUACAACAGGACUGAGGUGAACCCGGGGGAAACACAUUUAGUGUCUCGCCCUUUGGAGACUGCAGUACAUUGAGAUUUACGAGUGGGGUUUCGGUAGAGGAUGGUGACCAAUCCAGCAGUGCGCACGCCCACGAAGGCGGGCACACCGCCGCCACCAUCCGGAGCCCAGAAAUUGACCUCCAGCCUGUCCAAGAACGUCAAGUCGACGGCAGUGAAGCCUGGGAGGGUGCUGAAGGAGAUCAGAUCGGUGAUGAUUGACCUGGGCACGGGCUAUUGUAAGGCGGGCUACACCGGGCAGUCCCGGCCCUCGGUGGUGCUAUCCUCGGUGGUGGGCAGACCGGUGCAGAUGAGUGCAAAGACGGGCGAUAACCGCCAGGAGAACUUUGUCGGCGAAGAGUUGACCAAGUCGAUGCCCAAGCUGAGGGUGGUCAAUCCCGUGAGCCGCGGUAUCGUGGUGGACUGGGACGGGGUGGAGGCCAUCUGGGCGUACAUCUUCUACAAGGCUAUGAAGAUCCCUCCCGAGGAUCACGCCGUAAUGGUGACCGACACUCCCCUCAGCCCCGUCACCAAUAGGGAGAAGAUGGCCGAGAUCCUCUUCGAGAACUUCGGCAUCCCGGCCAUGCACAUCGCCUACCAGUCAAUCCUCUCCCUGUAUUCCUACGGCCGCACCACCGGCCUGGUGGUGGAGUGCGGCCACGGCGUCACCCAUGCGGUGCCCGUCCACGAAGGCUACAACAUGCCGUAUGAAACGGGUAGGGCCGACUACGGCGGCGCUGACCUUAACGACUAUCUGCUCAGACUGCUUAACGAGGCGGGCAGCAGGUUCACCGAGAAGGGAUUGCACAUUGUGGAGGACAUCAAAAAGAAAUGCUGCUACACUGCCGUCAACUUCGAGGAGUUAAACCAGGAAGCCAACGAGAAAGUAUUGGAGUACGAACUCCCAGACGGCCACGUUAUCACCGUCGGCAAGGAGAGAACCCGCUGCCCUGAGGCCCUCUUCAACCCUUCCCUAAUGGGCUCCAAGGAGCCCGGCAUUCACUCCCUGGCCAUGCACAGCCUAGACCUGUGCGACAGCAAACUCCAGUGCGACAUGUACAGCAACAUUUUCCUGUGCGGCGGCUCCACAAUGUUCGAGGGCUUCGCCGACCGCCUGCAGAAGGAGAUAAUCAAAAUGGAGAAAGGCAUGAACCCCACCGUGCACUGCAUCCCCGACAGGAAGUACUCGGUCUGGCUUGGAGGAUCCAUCAUGUCUUCCCUCAAGAGUUUCCAGCAACUCUGGGUGCGCAAGAGGGAAUAUGAAGAGAGGGGCCCAUUCGUCAUUUACCGCAAGUGUUUCUGAACCUAUCUGCUGAAAACUUUACUGCAAUUUAAUGCUUGGCUGAUAUCCAAGCACAUUGUCUCAUUUAUCACGGUUUCCACCGAAUCUCAACGCUACUUCUUUUAUUAUGUCUUAACAUAAUAAAGUAUUUCUCAGUAUGUGUGUGGCCCAUUUGAUGCCAGUGGGUCAAGAGGCAUUUAUUAUACUGAAGACACAAGAGAUCUAGGAGCAACAAACAAUCUGCUGGAAUUUAGCGGGAGGAAUAGCACCUGUGGAGGAAAAGGAAAUCCUGCAAUACAGGCCACUCUAGCAGAUAACUUGUUGCUCUUUAUUCCCCGGAAUCAUGUUCACGUCUUUCCAUAUGGUGGUGAGAGGCAGGUGUAGCACUUGUAAGUGCCUAGAGGAAGAUCCGUUUGGGGUGGAGGUUGGUGUCGAGUGGCCAAGGGAGCGAUCCUCGCGGAAAGCGGGGGUGGGGGAGAGAUGAGUUUAGUGUCAGGACACUGUUGAUUUUAUCUCGAGAGGAGCGCUUAAGGCUCUCCGGAUGGUGGAGAGAUGUAUAGGGACUGAAAAUGAGGC